Molecule: messenger RNA, 897 nt
Organism: Emiliania huxleyi CCMP1516
Lineage: Eukaryota; Haptophyta; Isochrysidales; Noelaerhabdaceae
Exons: 2
Coding region: 1-897 (298 amino acids)
Biological process (GO): regulation of glucose metabolic process; protein phosphorylation
Cellular component (GO): mitochondrion
Molecular function (GO): pyruvate dehydrogenase (acetyl-transferring) kinase activity
Source: RefSeq, a predicted model, not a curated record
AUGCGGCGCUUUAGCCGCUUCGACCUCCUCCACAUCCCGGCGGCGGAGCUCUCCGCUGCCUUCCGGAAGCGGCUUGCCAGCCACCGCGCUGCGCUCGGCGCUCUGCGCUUGCCCGCUGCGUUCGAUGACGCCACCGGCCACCUCGUGCGCGGCUGGGACGAGGCCUCUGCCCAGUCGUCCGACGCCGACGCUCUCGCGGCAGCAGACGCCAGCGCGGGCCGUGCGGUCGCAGCGAUCCGCUCCCUGGAGCCGGCCAUCCGCUCGUCUCCGUCCGCGCAGGCGCUGCUACACGGCACCUUCUCUGCCAUCAUCGGCGCCCGCGCACUCGUCCAAUCCGCCGCCGCGGGCGCCAGCCCCGAGGCUCGACGGGGUAUGCUCCUCGAAGGCAGCCUCCUCUCCUCUCUCUGCGCCGACGUCAUUGAGGACGCCCGCGCGUUUUGCCGCGAGAAGUACGGCGACAGCCCAGAGGUGCGGCUGCAGCGGGUGGUGGCGAGCGGCGGCGGGGACGAGCCCGGCACGGGCGGCCGAGCGAGCGGCGAGGAGGGCGGCGAGGCCGCCCAAGCAGACGGCGUGCUCGUCGCUCCCUUUGUCGGCUUUGCGCUGCACGAGCUGCUGAAGAAUGCGAUGGGAGCGCACUGCCGCUCGGUCGGCGCCGACUGUCUCGACCGGCUGCCUCCGGUGAUCGUGCGGUACGGAUCAAGGGGCGGCGCACCUUUCGAGGGCCUCGGCAUGGGCUUGCCGCUCGCCGCACUGCACGCGCGCUACCACGGCGGGGAGCUGCACCUCCGCCCCGCCGGCCAGGCGGGCUGCCACGCCGCCUUCUCGCUGCGCGUCGCGGCCGACGCCGCCGAGCCCGAGGGGGAGGAAGGGGUGUCGUGGCAGUCCGCGGAGAGGUGA